GUUUUCAUCACCGCUGUAGGUGCACUUUACCACAAUCAUUGCACGUCUACCAUCGUGCUCGAUAUAUCCUGACAACUUCUUAUCAUCUGGAUUGAUUGAAAUCAAUCAUCAUGUUUAACGCUACACAACAUCGCGGGAAUCCUAACCUGGGUCCUGCACCCCCGGGCCAGCAGAACCACCGGCUAAAUGAAAUUAUGGAUUCCCUUCGUGCCGAGUUCGAAAACCAAAACCGUUCAUCAGAGCAGGUUGAAAGCCAAGUUGCGCAACAGAUUCAAGAGAUGGAGUUGAUCCGGAACAAAGUAUACCAACUGGAGCAGAACCAGCUGAAGAUGAAGCAAGACUAUGAGGCUGAAAUUCGAAUGCUGCGUCACGAGCUUGAUUUGCGUGGCGGGCCUCAGGUUCAGUCACAUUUGGGGGCUCCUCCACAGCACGGGGGCCCUGCUCAAGCUCCUCCUUCUCUAGGCCAUGGCCAAGGGGGAUUGUUCAGUGGCAUUAUGGCAAAUCAAGGUGGAGGUGGUCCUGGUCUUGCUCCUCCACCAGAGCAACCUCCCCAACAACAACAACAACAACAACAACAACAACAACAUCCUUUGCAGCCUCCACCACCACCCGCAGGCCAACCUCAGGGACCGCCGCAGCCGCCCAACUCCUUUCCUGGCUACCAAGGCCCAACUCUGAACGGUUAUGCUCCUCAGCCACAGCCUCAGACCAAUUCGCCAGGCUUGGGCAAGAACCGCAACCUCGCCAAUCGAGGCGGUCCUGGUCCUGCAACGCCCCAGCAGCACCAGAACCAACCGCAACCCAUGCCUUACCAGAAUGAUCCUAGAGCCUCGCCCCAAAUCCCGCGGCCCACCCCUCCCGGCAGUGACUUGCAGCAUCAGCCACGUCAUCAAAUGUCCGCCCAGCAUCAGUUUCCAAACGUUGGCAAUGUUCUGGCCGAUUUGAACCCGGACGAUCUACCAGACACACUGAAGCGCACAGGAAAUGAUUGGCAUGCUGUGUUCAACCCAAAUGUACCUCGGGUGCUCGACGUUACUCUCCUACACAAUCUCAUUCACGAAUCCGUCGUUUGCUGUGUCCGCUUCUCCGCCGACGGCAAAUAUGUUGCCACCGGUUGCAACCGAAGUGCACAGAUUUUUGAUGCCCGUGACGGCCGAAAAGUUUGCGAAUUGCAGGACGACACUGUUCAGGACAAGGAAGGUGACUUGUACAUCCGCUCUGUUUGCUUUUCUCCUGAUGGUAAGCUGCUCGCCACCGGUGCUGAAGACAAGAAGAUCAGAGUUUGGGACAUUGAGAGCAAGCGUAUCCGGACCACGUUUGAUGGUCACGAGCAGGAUAUCUACUCUCUCGAUUUCUCCCGGACAGGACGAUUGAUUGCCUCAGGAUCGGGUGAUAAAACUGUUAGACUCUGGGACAUUGAGAACAAUCAGCAAGUGAUGGUCCUAUCGAUAGAAGAUGGCGUUACCACGGUUGCCAUGUCACCGGAUGGACGAUUUGUGGCCGCUGGGUCAUUGGAUAAGAGUGUGCGAGUCUGGGACUGCUCCAGCGGUUUACUUAUUGAGCGACUGGAAGGCGGCCAAGGACACAAAGACAGUGUUUACAGUGUUGCUUUCUCACCAAACGGUCGUGAGCUUGUCAGUGGUAGCUUGGACAAAACCAUCAAGAUGUGGGAGUUGACACCCCAGCGAGGGCUCAUUCCGUCUACGUCUGGUAAGGACGGCAAAUGUGUGCGGACAUUCGAGGGCCAUAAGGAUUAUGUCCUCUCGGUGUGCCUCACUCCGGGAGGCGAGUGGGUCGUAUCUGGCUCGAAAGAUCGCGGUGUGCAAUUUUGGGAUCCUAAUACGGGUAAUGCCCAGAUGAUGCUGCAAGGGCACAAGAAUUCAGUGAUAUCAGUUGCGCCAUGCCCUGCUGGACAUCUGUUUGCCACUGGUUCUGGCGACAUGAAGGCUCGGAUUUGGCAGUAUACCACGUGGAGGGGAGCUCACUAGUGAAUUUCCGGAAAAGUGCCAAAGGGACAUCACCGGCGGCCAAACAUCGACUACUUCGAUGGAAUGGGAUGACAGGUUGGUAAAGAGACUGAUGGACAAGGAUGUUCUGGUGUUGGAUUUCAAUGCAAGAAAAGCGAGUGGCUGAGGCUUUUAGGAUCGGGAGCUCUAGGAGUGUGGGAGGAUCACAUUAGGGUGAUGCACGCCGAAAGGGGGUUUGGGCUACUGGCGAGCUCGACGAUACACGAUAUAGUCUUCCUUAGCAGGGACGAUGCGAUAUCUCUCCAACCACAUCGGUAUUAUGCAAUUCUUUUGUUUGGU
Exophiala mesophila is the source of this 2306-nucleotide messenger RNA. RefSeq lists its product as uncharacterized. Bases 111 to 1988 code for a protein of 625 amino acids. Gene Ontology annotation, molecular function: protein binding. NCBI's taxonomy places the organism in Eukaryota, Fungi, Ascomycota, Eurotiomycetes, Chaetothyriales, Herpotrichiellaceae. The record is from RefSeq and is a predicted model, not a curated record. The transcript is spliced from 2 exons.